AUGGAUAAUUUCAUAUAUUUUCAGGAAGCACAAACGGUACAAACAGAACCGUUGGAUUUAUCGGUGCGGAAAGUGAGUGAGGAACGAAUACAAUUACAGAAUUUAUCAAUUAAUGAAACGAAUAAAGGACUGAUGGAAAGUUUCCCUCAAUCAUCGCAUUUGAGUGCUCAUAAGAAGACGCAUACUCGUGAAAAGCCGCACAGUUGUACGAUAUGCGGGAAAAGUUUCUUUGAUUCAUCGCAUUUGAUAAGACAUAACAUGAUUCAUACCGGUGAAAAGCCGCACAGUUGUACGAUAUGCAAUCAAAGUUUUUCUCAAUUUACGGAUUUGAAAAGACAUAUCAGGAUUCAUACCGGUGAAAAGCCAUACAGUUGUACAGUAUGCAAUAAAAGUUUCUCUCAAUCAUCGGUUUUGAGCAGGCAUAUCAGAACUCACAGCGGUGAAAAGCCGUACAGUUGUAUGAUAUGCAAUCAAAGCUUCUCUCAAUCAGCGCAUUUGAUAAGACAUGAAAGGAUUCAUACCGGUGAAUAG
This is a messenger RNA of Cercopithifilaria johnstoni, 531 nucleotides long. The record is from the annotation of a GenBank genome assembly. Lineage: Eukaryota; Metazoa; Nematoda; Chromadorea; Rhabditida; Onchocercidae.